AUGGAUAGGGAGACCAAACGCCAGAGCGUAGCUGAUAACACACAAAAGGAUAUAACGUAUCGAUAUGAAGUAUCGUCACUUCAAAACAGAACAUCGGAAAAUGCUCAACGUGAUUACAUUUCGGCCUAUGGGAAGAGUCAGAACGAUGUAAUCUCCCCAACAGCAGUUCAUCUGAUUUCAAGGGUCUCAACAGAUCCGAGUAAUUCUGUGCAUAGUGAUCUGCCGUCGUGCAUGGGCCCGAGUCCGAACUUAUCGGUAUCUGGAAGUUUGUCUCGUAAUCACACUUCCGCCGAGUCUGAUUCUUCUCCCUAUUUUGAAUCUUCCACGCCGCUGAUGCCCUAUUCUUUGUCAAAACCUCACCCUAAGGGGGAAACCAAUUCGUCGGAAGCAUGCGCCAGCAACGCAACUGGUAUGGUGUGUUCUGUGCUCCCGGAACCAAACCGCUCCAGGUGGCGACAAACCUUUGGGCCGAGCCACGGGACCGAUCAAACGGCUCUAGAGAACGUCAGUCUUAAAGCACCGCAGCGUGCUUUUAAAAACUCAUCACGUGAUCAGUUUGGUGCCGUGGGCGACGAUGAUGAUAUUUGCUCAUCUUCUGACGAGGAAAAUGGAAUGAUUGCAAUUGGUAUUCCCGAUAAGAUUCAAUCACGCGCUAAAGAAAAGAUGCAACAAAGCAAUAUCUCCCAAACUAUCGCUGAGGAACUAGCGCGACAAGAGCAUGAGGCAAAGUUAAAGAAGAACCAGCUUCCAGCCAAAGCAAUCGUCACACGGCGCGUCACGGAACGCAAACUGGGCGCUUCGAAGGAUCCUCUAUCACAGAAUCCCAUGAUUGGAGAGAAAGAUCACGUACUCCAACCCGGCUCGGUUGUUGCUCGAGCCGGUUCAGAAUCGCAUCGUACCAUCAUGGAAGAAAAAAGCCUGGCUCGUGGUACGCCAACCCGUGAAUUGUCGCUGAUGCCAGGCGCAUUCCGAGCCACGACACGUAGUGACUUGGACCAAAAGAGUGCAGAGCGCGGAGUGGUGCGUCCCAUUUCAUCCUCUUCGCGGAACAUGAAGGCGCGUCGAUUAAAUCGGUUAAAUGGACGUCAGAACCAUCAAAUUGAGGCUAGCGUGAAUGAGGACGAUCAGCGCCGUCUGACACAUUCGUACAGCUCCUCGGACGAGUCGGCUGUCUUGCUUUUGCCCAUACGUACCAAAUCCUCUGAUUCCAUCAAGAGUGAUGUAGAUUCGAGUAAUCAUUCUACCCGCGCCAGAGCCCGUUCCCGUUUCCACCGCAUGCGACAAAAGUCUAUGGAUUCUUCGGCUCACAGCUCAGAUGGAUCUACAGUAGUACCUGCUUCAAUUCGGGAUCUUGUCUCACUGCGCAGCAUGGAAGAGACCACUAAAUUGCAGCGACACGAUUCUGGGCCUUCUUUGGCUCCGGCGACAAGUGGUUGUGUCGUUCCAGGAGCAACAGAGUUUAUUGCCGCAGUACGUCACGAAAAGGAGAAUGGUCCAUCGCUGGCGCCAGCAAGAGCCAUAAGGAUUUCUGGCGAGUGCAAUGUAGAGGGCUCAAAACAAAGUGUGAAAAUAUACGGACCGGUGUUGGCUUCUGGAUUUGUUCCGGAUCAAGUCGCCUUGACUCCAGGUAUGAUGGAUCUGACAGGCCAAGAAUGUUAUCCAGAUGAGGAUGAGGAUGAUACGAUUGAAGCACAAGCUGGUCUUCCAGUAUUGAUCCCAGGUGCGUUUGCGAUUGAAGGUAUGGAAUCGUCUCACACGGCUACCUCUAGGCACAACUCUGUGGUGGACACGCAAAGUUUUUCGGAAGCUGAAGAAGUAUAUGGGGAAAUCGAAGAAGAUCAAGCAGAUACAGAAAUUUUCUUGGAGCCUUCCCCGGACGACACACCGCCUCUCGUAGCCGAAUUACACGAAGAAGUUGUUGUAGACGGAGCGGUCCUUGAAGAACACGGUGAGGACGAUCCAAAGCAACGACAUAGGCUGCGUCUUUUUCAGGCAAUGGCUUUUUUUUGUUCGGUUGUGGCAGUUACCCUCAUUGCAGUUAGUGUUUCUGGGGUUUUCCAACCAGAUCAAGCUGGUCCACAGAAGACAGCGCCGAAAAUUUCCGGUUGGUUAGCGGCGGGUGAGGAACUUUUCGGAUCUACAGAGGAGGCGCAAGUUUUAUUUGGUACAUCCAUUGGAAUGUCAGGAGACGGUUUCAUUCUUGCCGUGAGUUCUCCGGGAUGGGAUAAUUCCUCAACAGAGCUCAACGUCGGACAAGUGCAAGUUUUUUCUGGAGCAGACACCUUUAACGGGACCCAGUGGGAUAAUGUUGUCACUUUAGAAGGUCCAGGCUCGAGUGAAGAUGAAAAGACUUCCAUAGCCAUGUCUAGUGAUGGUAGACGGCUGGUAGUUGGUUAUCCCUCUUUCAAUAGUGGAACAGUACAAGUUUUUGAAGAUCGCGGUCGUGGAUGGAGUCCUUAUGGGGGAGUCGAGCGUAUGGAAAGAGAUGGUGAAAAUAUUUGGUUUGGACAUGCCGUAGAUAUCAGCGCAGAUGGAGAUGUUCUGGCAGUCGGCGCACCACUCAGAAACUCUCUUGCGGGAGAACAGAGUGGAGCAGUUCGUGUCUUUCGGUCGUCCAACACACGUUGGAUUCAAAUUGGAUCCGAUAUUUUGGGCGAAUCCAUGAAUGACUUUGUAGGCUGGUCUUUGGCACUCAACUCACAAGACGGGUCACGCGUCGCUGUCGGUGGGCCAGUUGCUCGAGAUGAGCGUGGGAUUGUGCGCAUAUACGAUUGGGAUGGCUCAACCUGGAAGCAAAUCGGGGAAACUCUGACUGGGAUCAAUAUCUUGAGUAGAUUUGGAUCAUCUGUUUCACUAUCAGGGAACGGACAAGUGCUUGCAAUUGGUGCUCGAGGUACUGCGUUCGAACCUGGGGAGGUCCGUGUUUAUCGAGAGAUCGACAAUGCUUGGGUCACAGACAAUAUCUUUAGCGGACUGGAGCCAAGCGAAGGAUUCGGGACAACCGUGUCUCUUUCAAAAGAUGGUAAUGUUCUCGCGAUUGGCAUCCCUCAGAAUAACGAAUUUGGCAACGGCAGUGGUUCGGUGCAGGUGUGGAAAUACUAUGAUGAUCAGAAGGCUUGGAAACAGGAAGGCACCAAUAUUGGCGGAUCCGAGGGGAGCGCGUUUGGGUCGGCUGUCGCACUUUCCGCAGACGGUUUUCGGUGUAGCUAA
Messenger RNA from Phaeodactylum tricornutum CCAP 1055/1, 3210 nucleotides. RefSeq lists its product with no specific name. The transcript has 2 exons. The coding region runs from base 1 to 3210 and encodes 1069 amino acids. The record is from RefSeq and is a predicted model, not a curated record. Lineage: Eukaryota; Bacillariophyta; Bacillariophyceae; Surirellales; Neidiaceae.